Messenger RNA from Prunus armeniaca (apricot), 264 nucleotides. NCBI's taxonomy places the organism in Eukaryota, Viridiplantae, Streptophyta, Magnoliopsida, Rosales, Rosaceae. The record is from the annotation of a GenBank genome assembly.
AUGCUUGGGGUAUUCCACUUUGCAUCAAGCCCUAUGACUACUCUGUCGAUGGUGCCUGCUCCUUCUAAUGUAACAUUUGAGAAUAUUUGGUCUCCUUUUCCCCAUGGAUGGUGCAAGGUUAACGUUGAUGCAAGUUGGGAUAAAGUCUGCAUGAAAUCUAGUUUGGGUGGUGUGAUUCGAGAUGAAGAUGACAAUUUUUUGAGAGGUUAUGAAGGCUUUAGACUGGCAGCCUCUAUGCUUGAGGUUGAGGCUCAUUCUGCGUGA